CUGUAACGGUUUACCGGUACACCGAUAUAUUGCGGUGCAGGAUAAAAAAAUAUUGCACCGCGGUUCACAUUUAGUUGUACCGGUUUUAUUAAGUAAUAACAGUGUUCCAUAAUAUCCUCUAUAAAUAAAAGAAAGUCUUCCAUAAUUUUAUUGAUAAAAUGACAAUGUCCUAGGCACAAAAGAAAAUAACAAACCGAAAGUAGGAAGCGUGUAAAAAACGGUGUUAGUAUAAAAAAUACACGGUGCGCGGGUAGACAAAUGCUUGAAUAAACGAAUCAAAGCGCUUCGGUGAUAAAGCUAUGAUUAACUAUGGCAGACGAAAAUAAUUAUGAUUUGAUUAAAAAUCCAAAAGGAAAGAGUGCCGUUUGGCAGUUCUUUUCAAUUAAAAGGAAAAGAGAGACACAUGAAAUUAUCGAAAAUACCGCGUUUUGUGAUCGAUGCGGUGUAGCAGUCAAAUGUGGUGGGGGUACAACAAAUUUACGAACGCACUUGGAAAGGCAUCACAAAAUGAUAAAAUUAUCGGCUCAAAGUUCUGUUAACAUGUCAUCUGCAGUUACAACAUCAGCUGGGAGUCAACAACCAACUGUUAUGGAACUUUUCAAUAAAAGGCAACAAUACAAACCAAAUUCUGAGAGAUCGAGGUUGAUUUCGUCAAAAAUAGCAAAUUUUAUGAUAAAAGAUCUGAGGCCUUUUAGCGUUGUAAGCAAUGAAGGGUUUCGUGACCUCAUAAAUAUAUUAGAUCCUAAUUAUGUUAUCCCUUCAAAGACUUAUUUUUCACAAACUUUGAUACCAGAAUUAUAUCAGAGUGUGAAAUCCAAGGUCGUCGAGAGUUUGUCAAAAUCACACACAGUAGCCUUGACAACUGACGGCUGGACAAGUCGGGCUACAGAGUCCUACAUUACAAUCACAUCAUGCCAUAUAAAUAAUGACUGGGAACUAAUAAGUCAUGUUCUUCAGACCAGAGCAAUGCCAUGCAGUCAUACAGCAGAAAAUGUUGCACAGGUUAUCAGAGAAGCUAUAACAGAGUGGAAAUUACCACAGAAUCCACCACUUGUAACCGACAAUGCAGCAAAUAUGCUGGCUGCAGCACGAUUACUUGGCAGUCAACCACACCUGGGUUGUUAUGCACACACCUUAAAUCUUGCAGUACAGAAGGGUCUUGCUUUAAAUAGUGUGUCUCGUUUACUUGGCAGAAUCAGGAGGGUUGUCUCUUACUUCCAUAGAAGUACAACAGCAGCUGCAAUAUUGCGUGACAAGAUUAAGCUUUUGGGCUUGCGACAAGUAAAGCUAAUACAAGACGUAUGUACCCGAUGGAAUUCAGCUGUUGACAUGGUUGAAAGGUUUCUUGAACUUCAACCAGCCAUUUACACAGCCCUUAUGAGUAAAGAUAUUCGUGCAAAGGAAGUUGACAUAGCUACUUUAAGUGAGGUUGAUAUCGGUCUUGCGGAAAACAUAAUGUCAGUGCUGAUUCCAAUUCGCACAGUGUCAACAGCCCUUUGCUCUGAAUCUAUGCCAACAGCUUCUCUGAUACUGCCUCUUCAGAAAAAGCUUAUCAAGGGGCUUUCAGUCAAAGAUGAUGAUAUGCAAGCCAUCUCACAACUGAAAACUGCAAUAUCACAGAACCUUCAACCAAGGUACUCUGAUCUUCUACCAUACCUUGAAUGCACAACACUACUUGAUCCAAGGUUCAAGACAUCCUGCUUCUCAGAGGAAGAUGCUUUUCCAAUAACAAACAGAGUAAUCUCUGAGGCUGCUUCCACACAGAAGGUUCUAGUUAAACAGGAAUCUGACACCAGUCCUAUAUCUGAUAUGGAGACAACAGGGGCACAGUCUGAACCAGCAUUACCACAGCUUAAGCUAGGUAAUUUAUAA
Messenger RNA from Ruditapes philippinarum (Manila clam), 1872 nucleotides. Its product is annotated as E3 SUMO-protein ligase ZBED1-like. The record is from RefSeq and is a predicted model, not a curated record. The coding region runs from base 310 to 1872 and encodes 520 amino acids. The transcript has 2 exons. Lineage: Eukaryota; Metazoa; Mollusca; Bivalvia; Venerida; Veneridae. Gene Ontology annotation, molecular function: DNA binding.